This is a messenger RNA of Grammomys surdaster, 873 nucleotides long. RefSeq names its product arylamine N-acetyltransferase 3. The record is from RefSeq and is a predicted model, not a curated record. The transcript has a single exon. Gene Ontology annotation, molecular function: acetyltransferase activity. The coding region runs from base 1 to 873 and encodes 290 amino acids. Lineage: Eukaryota; Metazoa; Chordata; Mammalia; Rodentia; Muridae.
AUGGACAUUGAAGCAUACUUUGAAAGAAUUGGUUAUCAGAAUUCCAGGAACAAACUGGACCUGCAAACAUUAACUGAAAUCCUUCAGCAUCAGAUACGGGCUAUUCCUUUUGAGAACUUGAACAUCCACUGUGGGAAACCCAUGGAAACAAGCUUAGAGGCCAUCUUUCAUCACAUUGUGAGGAAGAAGCGGGGUGGGUGGUGUCUUCAAGUCAAUCAUCUUCUCUACUGGGCUCUGACCAUGAUAGGUUUUGAGGUCACAAUGUUAGGAGGGUGUGUUUAUUGCCCUCCAACCUGCAAAUAUAGUAACACUAUGAUACACCUUCUACUACAGGCGACCAUCAGUGGCAAAAAAUAUAUUGUAGAUAGUGCAUUCCCAUUUUCCUGCCAGAUGUGGGAGCCUCUAGAAUUGACAUCUGGGAAGGAUCAGCCUCAGGUGCCUGCCAUCUUCUGUUUGACAGAGGAGAAUGGAACCUGGUACCUGGAACAAACUAAAAGACAAGAAUAUGUUCCAAACAAAGAAUUUGUUGAUUCUAAUUUUCUUGAGAAGAACAAACAUCGAAAAAUCUACUCUUUUACUCUUGAACCUCGAACAAUUGAAAAUUUCCAGAGCAUGAGUGCACACCACCAGGUAUCACAAACAUCUGUGAUGACAAACACAUCACUUUGCUCCCUGCAUACUCGAGAAGGGGUCCAUGGCUUAAUGGGUACCACUCUUGCCCAAAAGAAGUUCAAUUAUAAGGACAAAGUAGAUCUGGUAGAGUUUAAGAUUCUGAAGGAAGAAGAAAUAGAAGAAGUUCUAAAGCAUGUUUUUGGUAUUCACUUGGAGGCAAAGCUUGUGCCCAAAUGUGAUAAUGUUUUUUUUACUAUUUAG